Messenger RNA from Hydractinia symbiolongicarpus, 4696 nucleotides. Its product is annotated as dynamin-like 120 kDa protein, mitochondrial. Lineage: Eukaryota; Metazoa; Cnidaria; Hydrozoa; Anthoathecata; Hydractiniidae. The coding region runs from base 159 to 3083 and encodes 974 amino acids. The record is from RefSeq and is a predicted model, not a curated record. Gene Ontology annotation, cellular component: mitochondrial membrane; cytoplasm; microtubule. Gene Ontology annotation, molecular function: GTPase activity; GTP binding; microtubule binding. The transcript has 27 exons. Gene Ontology annotation, biological process: mitochondrial fusion.
CACGGACAUAAACAGAAGGUCCAAAGUCAAUAUCUGUUAGAUCUCAAGAUGGGGGCAAUUGCAGUGGAGCAAAAGACCAAUAUUUUUGUUUUUCGAUUCUUUUUUUAAGCUUUCAGCUACCCUUUUACCACCAUUUUAAAGAUACUAAAAAUAGUGUAAUGGCCAACAUUGUCAAACCAUUCAAUGCACAUUUGUUAGUACUGCCUCUACAGUCAGCAGCUAGAAGAAUUCUAUCACAAAGUCCUUCAAACAAGGCAAAAUUUACUUGUCAGUGUUGGAAAAGCACUGCAAAUAAUAAUAGGCAUGUACGAAGAUACACAACAUAUUUACUGAUUCGCAAAAACAACAAUAUUAUGCUAAAACAUCACCAAGUACUUAAUAACAUCAAUCAAGAGAGACACAUAGUUUUAUUACGUGUUAUACGAGCUGUUUCAAAACUUCGCUAUAUCUUUCUUGGUGCAGCUGGAACAGCAGGAGUGGGUGCAAAGUUAACGUAUGAUAAAUGGAAAGACAAAUGGUUGGCAUUUCAAGAUCAGAUCCCUGACAUUGAAUGGAUGAAGGAAUACUAUCCACAAAGCUUUUUUGGAAGCUUGCAAGAUUCAUUAAGCGAAAAUUCUUCAAAACUAAAAGAAAUGCUGGAAGCAACAAAAAGUUUGUUGUUUGGUAUUGCUGGGGAUGUUGUGGAAACAGAAGUUCAACCACCAGUUCUCAAUGCAAGUAUAUUUCCAACGGCCAAAGAAGAAAUAGAAAUAACUGAUGAAGAAAUUGAUGCCGAGAUGUCACGACAGAAGAAUCAAGAGCAAAAGCUUCGAGAAUUAUUGACACGAGCUCAAGAAGAACUACUAGAAAUGCAACAAAAGUUUCAAAGGGAGAUCGAUCGAUUGGAGCAAGACAACAGAGAUUUAAGGAAACAAAUCAUGUUGGGGAAAAAUAAAACCCAAACAAGCUCAAGAAAAAUGAAGAAAUCACUCAUUGAUAUGUACUCUGACGUAUUAGAUCUAUUGUCAGAAUAUGAUUCAAAUUAUGACAUACAAGAUCAUCUACCCAGGGUUGUUGUCAUUGGUGAUCAGUCUGCUGGAAAAACAAGUGUAUUGGAGAUGAUUGCACGGGCUCGUAUAUUUCCAAGAGGUUCUGGUCAAAUGAUGACUCGAUGUCCAAUUAUGGUCACCCUUACUGAAGGACCCAACCAUAUAGCAUACUUUAAGGGAGACGAACAACAAUGUUUUGAUCUGACAAAAGAAUCAGAUCUAAAGUUGCUGCGUCAAGAAGUGGAAGCAAAAAUGACAAAAUGUUUAAAACGAGGUCAAACGAUAAGUUCUGAUGUUUUAUCAAUGUAUGUAAAAGGUCCUGGCCUGCCCAGGAUGGUUCUCGUUGACUUACCAGGAAUUAUCAGUACAGAGACCAGUGAGAUGGCUAGUCAUACGAAAGAAGACAUUGCUAAAGUCAGCAGGCACUACAUGUCUAAUCCAAAUGCAAUAAUAUUGUGCAUUCAAGAUGGUUCAAUUGAUGCAGAACGGAGCAUUGUGACUGAUUUGGCAAGUCAAAUGGAUCCAACAGGAAAACGAACGAUUUUCGUGAUGACCAAAGUUGAUUUAGCAGAAGCGAAUAACACAGACCCUUCAAGGAUCAGGAAGAUACUGUCAGGAAAGUUAUUUCCAAUGAAAGCAAUGGGAUAUUUUGCUGUGGUGACAGGUACAGGCAACAACAGUGAGAGUAUUGAUCUCAUUAAGCAAUAUGAAGAAGAUUUUUUCAGAAGUUCUAAUCUAUUCAAGUCUGGAAUUCUUAAAGCAAGUCAGAUGACGACUCAGAAUCUCAGCUUUGCAGUUGCAAAUUGUUUUUGGCAAAUGGUCAGAGAAUCAAUUGAGCAACAGUUUGAUGCAUUUAAAGCGAAAAAAUUCAACUUAGAAACUGAAUGGAAAAACAACUAUCCGACUGUCCGUGAGCUAGAUCGUGAUGAAUUAUUCGACAAAGCUCGUGGCGAGAUCCUUGAUGAAGUUUUGAGCUUAUCACAAACCAAACCACAUGAGUGGGAACAACUCUUAUCUGGAAAUUUGUGGAAAUCGAUCCAAGAGUAUGCUUUCGAAAAAAUAUACUGGCCUGGAGCCCAAACCAGAAAUCCAACAGAGUUUAAAACAAAAGUAGACAUUUUGCUAAAACAAUGGGCGGAGCGUGUUUUGCCAGUAUAUGCAGUUCAAGUUGGCUAUGAAACGUUGUUGUCACAGUUCUCUUUGGCAAUGGAGGAAGGCGUAGAAAUAGGUGGAAAGAAAGACGCGCAUAGUAAAUUAUUCGAACCGUUAAAAGCACAGGUGCAAAAAGAUUGUGCUGAAGGUCAUAGCUGGCAAGCUCGUGCAAAGGAAAGUUUGAGAGUUAUACAACUUACAGCACUCGAAGACAGCAAUGUCCCCAGUAAGGAACAGUGGGAUGAUGCAAUUAAGUUCAUGGAAGAUACCAUAACUCUAGAAAAUCAAAAAUCAGAACAGAUUUUAUCAUCCCUGAUUGGUCCUGGUUGGCAAGAAAGAUGGCUGUAUUGGACAUCUCGAAGUGGUGAACAGCAUUUUCACAACGAAAUCAAAAAAGAAUUAGACAAGUUGUUACAAGCAUCUGAGGUAACUCAUUCAUCAGCCUUAGAAGAUGACGAAGUAACCGCUGUCAAACGAAACUUGCAAACAAAUAACAUUGAAGCAUCACCAAACGAGAUUCUACGUGUAUGGAGGACAUUAUAUCGUACAUAUUUUUUGGACAGAUCUUUACAAGGCGUACAAGAAUGUAGAAAAGCUUAUUUCCAUAGACAUUUAGCAAAGAAUGAGUUGGAAUGUAAUGAUUUAAUUUUAUUUUGGCGAUUUCAAAAAAUGUUGCAAACUACAAGUAAUUCACUACGUCAACAAAUAAUGAACACAGAAGCUCGAAGACUUGAAAAUGAAGUUAAGGAAAUUCUAGAUGAAAUAAGUCAAGACCAUGAGAGAAAAAAAGAACUUAUUAAAGGAAGACAGGUGGACUUGGCUGAAGAACUUAAACGGGUUCGUCAUAUUCAAGAAUGCUUAGAACAAUUCGUUGAAGCAUUAAAACGAGAGAAGUCUUUCUAAGAUGGAAGAAAAAUUAGUAUUUAUUAGCUCAUAUUAGCUUUUAAUUUUUUAUAUGCACAGUUGCCACGUGGGUUAUUAAAGAUUCCAUAAUGUGAUCAGGUAUUAUAUCAGGAAAUAGUCUUUUAUUAGAGUUCCUUGUACAUGAAAGGAUAUGAUUUUUAUGUGAGUUAGCACAUGCCACAUGUGUGCUUUUCAGAAUUCUCUAAAUUCUGCUUUGUUUUUCUCUUGAGAAGGAUAAAAAAAAUUUCCUAGAAACUCUAUUUAUGAUAAUCCUUUAUUGCUUUUCCCAUAAAAAUUAAUGAAACCUUGUCGAUCUUUCUGAUUAUUGCAAAUUAACAGAUGUGUGUUACUAGUUACUUACGCAAAACAGCCUGUUUUGUUUAAAACUUCGGUUUGCGUCAAUUUGUUGGAACUAAUGAAAUAAUAAAGACAAUUGAUAUUCUUUUUUUCAACGUUUGCAUCAAUUAAAUCGGCAUCAUUAUAUCUUUGGUUUGAAUGAUUAUUCCACUAUAAAUAUGUGUAGUAUGUAUAUCCACCCUGUGUCUAUCCACCCUCGAGAAUGGGCGGAUAAACAUCCGAAAUGUUAAAGUCUAUCAAGUAUAUCAAUGUUCGUUAUUAUUUUGCGGAUGGAGCAUUUUGAAACAAAAAAGCUGUUUGAGAAUGUUUAUGAAUGUUUAUGAAGAAUAUUAAGAAAAAAUAUAGAAGAAUAGUAAUAAAGAAUAAAAAAAUAACAGCCACAGUAGAAAAAAAUUUUAUAACUCCAUUCUGCUUACUACAAGAAGUUUCAAGUCACAAAAAAAUAAGGUCACAAAAAAUAUUUAACAAGUUGCAUUUGCUGAAGCCUGAUAUUACAUAUUUACAGGAUAGAAAUUAUAUGUAUGUUUCAUGGCAACAUGUAUAAAAUAAAAUAAAAUUUUUUAUGUUUUCUUUUGUUUGUGCACUUGUUUGUUGUUGUUGUUGUUGUUGUUGUUGUUGUUGUUUUUAUAAAAUAUAUUAUGUUAUCAUAAAGUUCUGAUACUUUUUAAUACAAAAUUUAAACUCUCCAAAGGUACACUUAGUCCUUGCUUCAAGACUACCAGUUUCUACUUUCAUCUAUGAUAUUACUGCUCUUGCAUAUGUGCCCUUGAAUUACCUUAAAUUGAAUUCGUUAGACCAAAGAGACCAAAGUAAAAUUUAGGCGAAUUCAACGCUGUAGUUAAAAUUCAGAUGUGAUCUUUACCAGAAAUAAUAAAAACUCAUGUAAACACUCCUAAGAAACACGCAGUCGACCUUAGUGACUAAAACUGGUAUAAGUGUGCUUUAGAGCUCUUGUAAAAAUGACCUGUUAGAGAACAUACUUGUUGUAAUGCAUAAAAUAUUAUCAGUCUUUCGAUCGAUUUAUUACAACUUUUUGCAUGUUGAAACAUGUCAUUAAAAAAGGCUGUUUUAUUUUAUUGCCAUUAAAUCUAAUUAUGACAAUUAUUUUUUUAUUAAUUUUGUUUGUUUGAUAAAUUUUAUGCAUAGCUUUAUGCUUGACUUGUUAUGACUAACAUGUCAUUGCCCCACCUUUAUUUUGUGAUUAACUUUAUAUUAACUUUAUGUGUGCUGAUACCUUGUAUGCUGUUUACUUUAGA